Molecule: messenger RNA, 2781 nt
Organism: Clonostachys solani
Lineage: Eukaryota; Fungi; Ascomycota; Sordariomycetes; Hypocreales; Bionectriaceae
Source: the annotation of a GenBank genome assembly
GCCCCAAACAGCCUUGCGUCCCGACGAUGGUACGCUUCGCUCGACUUACCCGCCCUCGACAAGAAAUGGCGUCAAAGAUGGAAUGAAGCCCAGGAUGAUAGUCGGGUCGCUAGUACAUCAUCGACCGCCGACCUAGACACGGAAUACGUGCUGCCCAUGUUCCCAUAUCCAUCCGGUACACUUCAUCUUGGCCAUUUCCGAGUGUACACCAUUACCGACGUUGUCGCUCGAUAUCGCAUGUUGAAGGGUGACAAGGUCUUCCUGCCCAUGGGCUGGGAUUCCUUUGGGCUACCGGCUGAAAAUGCGGCCAUGGAAAGAGGAAUUGCUCCCAAUGUCUGGACCGAGAGCAACAUUGCUAAAAUGAAGGAGCAACUUGAACAAAUGAACGGAAGUUGGACCUGGGACCGAGAAUUGACGACUUCCGAUCCCGAAUUCUACAAACAUACGCAGAAGCUGUUCCUCAUGCUACACGAACGAGGACUGGCAUAUCAGACCGAGGCCGAAGUAAACUACGACCCGGUCGACAAGACGGUGCUGGCAAAUGAACAGGUAGAUUCUAAUGGCCUGUCUUGGCGAUCUGGCGCCAAGGUAGAGAAACGGAAAUUAACGCAGUGGUUUUUCAAAAUAUCCGAAUUUCGGGAAGCACUGCUCAAGGACCUGGACACACUUGCUGCGGGCGAGGCAUGGCCGGAACGUGUCCUGGUGCAGCAAAAGAAUUGGCUGGGAAAGUCCAAGGGCGCACUGAUCAAAUUUCCUGUCAUGGCCCUCGGCCAUGACAUCAAGUCUGCGAUUGAAGUGUUUACAACGAGGCCAGAUACUUUGUUCGGCGCGCAGUACAUUGCGCUCGCCUCUUCGCACCCUAUCGUGGAGCAACUGGCCAAAGCGGACCCCGAGCUGUGCGCCUUUCUCGACACGAUCCCAGCACUACCUGCGGACUCUAAAGUUGGAUACCUUUUGCCAGGCUUGCGGGCGGUGAACCCACUUGCAUAUCACGAGGACACACCCUCUGCUACCAAGGCAUCGAUGCCAAUCUACGUCGCCCCAUAUGUUCUAGGAGACUACGGAGAAGGGGCUGUUAUGGGUGUACCUGGCCAUGACGUUCGAGAUAAUGCCUUCUGGAAACAUCACCACUUUGACCAACCCGUGCGAAUGGUACUUGCGGCAUCGGAGGAUGAAUCGACCGAACUCCUUCUAAACGAGCCAUUCGUAACGCAUGGAGUGAUGACUGAACACAGCGGACCAUUCCGUGGAAAAUCCUCUGUGGAGGCAGGCGAGAUGAUGGUUAAGAUGCUGGAGCAAGCUAACCUAGCUGAAGUUGUCGAGAAAUGGAGACUACGGGAUUGGCUGAUCAGCCGUCAGAGAUACUGGGGUACGCCGAUCCCCAUUAUUCACUGUGAUUCCUGCGGUGCAGUUCCAGUUCCUGAAGAGGAUCUACCAGUGAGGCUGCCCGAGGUGGAUGACCACUGGGCAGAUGGCAAGACGGGCAAUGCGCUGGACGCUUCGCCGGACUUUGUCAACACCGCAUGCCCUAAGUGCCAAGGCGCGGCGCGACGGGACACCGAUACAAUGGAUACUUUUGUCGAUUCUAGCUGGUAUUAUGCACGCUACGCAGAUCCGCAUAACGCCAAGGAAUUGUUUUCACCAGAGGCCGGGAGAACGCUCCCCAUAAACACCUACCUAGGUGGCAUCGAACAUGCCAUCCUGCAUUUGCUCUAUGCACGGUUCAUAUUCAAGUUCUUGGCAACAACACCAAUGCUGCCCCAAUACUCCGAGGAGGACGGUGCGGUUGCGGAGCCAUUCCGGAGACUAAUCACUCAGGGCAUGGUCCAUGGCAAGACAUAUGUCGAUCCCGGCAAUGGGAAGUUCCUCAAGCCGUCUGAAGUAGACCUUUCCGACCCCAAGAACCCCAAGGUCGCUGCUACUGGGGAGCUGGCGACAGUGAGCUUCGAGAAAAUGUCCAAGUCCAAGUACAAUGGGGUUGAUCCUACAGAGUUUAUAGCCAAGUACGGGGCCGACUCAGCGCGCGCGCACAUGCUGUUCCAAGCACCUGUUGGGGAUGUUCUCAACUGGGAUGGGAAUAAAAUUGUAGGAGUGACCAGGUGGUUGCAGAGAGUACAUGACUAUAUCUCAAAGGUAGCAGAGACAACUACCCCCGAACAACACAGCACAGUGCUUGACAAUCUCUCGGAGAGGCAUGCAAAGCUUGAUAGCAUGAGCAAAACCGAGCUUGCCGAGUGGGAUGCGGAUACCGCGGUAUGGCGAGCGGUGCAGUACACGAUUGGAUCGGCUACAAAGUCCUUUGAGGAAAUCUACUCGCUGAACACAGUCGUAUCCGAUCUUAUGACUCUGACAAAUACACUAGGCCAUCACAAGGAAGCAACGGGCGUGGUCAAGCGGGAGGCAUCAAGUGUUCUCGUUCGUAUACUUGCCCCGAUCGCGCCAGCUUUUGCUGAGGAGUGUUGGAGUGUGUUGCACCCCGAAUCUCGGACUAGCGUUUUCGCUCGCGGCAUGUUCCCCGUCCAGGACGAGAGCAGCCACUUGCUGCAGCCACGAAACCAGCCGUGCGCUGUGCAGAUUAAUGGCAAAUUGAGAGGAGUAGUAGAGAUCCCACCUCCUCCCGAAGGUCUCGAGAAGGAAGCUCUACAGAAAUGGAUGGUUGACGCGAUCCUGGAGACCGAAGAGGGCCAAGCCCGGUUCGGCCAGGAAUCGCUAUACGACCUUCGACUCGCGAAAAGGGCGAUCGCGGUGAGGGGUGGGAAGACGAUCAACUUUGUGUUGUAG